CCCAAUUACCAUAGCACCCACGCUGUAAAAAAGUUAUAAACUCUGUCAGAUCUACUCUACACUUCGUUCAUUGUCGAUGCCCUGCCGUUGCUGCCCUCCGAUCAGUUACGUCACUCACUCUCACUCACGCGGGAGUACGUCCAGGCGCAGAUCCGUGGUCUCGCGAGACGAACGGAUGCCUCACGUGCACGUUGUGCUUUUACAAGCAGGUGUCGGCCUGACACGUGCAUUAGUUUGGCGGGCGUGAAAAAUGGAUCGAUCUUUAGUCAGAAAACGACCUCAUCCAGUGGUGUCUUAGCCUGAGCCUGUCUUAAUUGAAAGUGACAUGCAGAAAGAAGUAAGCGGGGAUGAGGACAACAGCAGUUCAUCGAAGGAGUGUGAGGGCGAAGUAGAGGAACAAGAAAUGGAGCGGGAUUCGGAAGAGAACGUGGAUGAAGCCGCUCUUAGUGCUAGUGGGAAUACUGUUAGCGAUGUUAUCCAGCAGCCUGAGGAAGGACCCCGUCGGCCAGCAUUGAAGAAAUAUCCUUCGCAAGAGUUUGGCAAUCAGCAAAGGAAUUUUAUUCGUGGCUGGUUUGACUGGCUGGAAUAUUCGAUCAUGAAAGAUACUACGUUCUGCUUCGCAUGCAGGCAUUUCCUGUGUGGAGGACAUGGGUUCCAUUCUGAGUCUACCUUCACUGUCAUCGGUUACCGCAACUGGCCGAAAGCUACAGCAGCUUUCAAAACCCACCAUGUGAGUGCAGCUCGUAAGUUUGCUGUGGAGGCACGGGCCAAAUUCAGUUUGAGAAAACAAGACGGUUCAAGAUUGGGAAGUAUGCUUGACAAAGGACAUGCAAAGAUUGUCCAAGAAAAUCGAAUGACUGAAACUGUUCUGCAACAAGCUGUGGUCCAUUGUCACUGACCAAGUGUCCUGGAAUACCAGUCCUUCCAAAGAGGCUUCUCAAUUCAACAGUUUGCAAGGUUGUAGUGGAGGAUAUUGGGCACACUUCUGGCCAUUUUGUAGCUGCAUCCACUACUACCAAGAAAGUUGUAUCCACAACUUAGUGUCAAAGUUGUGUCCGGCAACAUCUACACUAAUCCUCUGCUAGGGCAGUGCAGGCCUUUCCCAGAGAUGGAGGAGUGCUGCUCUUGGCAUCUUCUGAUUUAAGACAGAGCUGGUGAACCUCAGCUGCUACUUGUAAAUAAAACAAAGAAAACAACUAAAUACUUUAUUAAUUAUAUUUUUUCUGGUAAAUGAUCACUGUAAUCAAUAGCCUGUAAUUUCCCCGUGGGAUUUGAGCUUUUGAACUGCGGUAUGAUCUGACAUUUUUAUGGUGUGAACUGAAGACUUGAAGGUGCAGGAAGGUUGUGGUGUGGCAUGUACAGGAAGUCACUGCGGUGGGCCCUGGACUGGAGAGCGGGGAAUGAGCUGAUCUAUCACUGUUGCUGGAGUGGACUUGGAGACAAGUUGAUGCGGCUGAACCAGGGUGAGGAGAGCGGAGGCGAGGCAGAGUUAGGGCAGAGCCUGGGCCCGAGAGUGAGGAAAGACCCAAGUUUUGAUCAAUUUCAGUGCUGAGCCGAUUUGGAAAUGUUAGGUUUGGGCUGAAUCAAGGCAGUGGAUGUCAGGCCCGAGAGUGAAGUGAAGUGGUCUGCAAACAAGGAACGACUUGAUGCUUGGAUGAUUUAAGCUCUGGGCAAGAAUGAUAAUGUCUGAGAGUUGGGGCUGGAUGCAAUCAUGGUUUACUCAUCUCUGCAUUCACUGCAGCCGCAGCCUGCAAAUGAAUUUGCCUGGCUGUGGACUCACUUUCGUGAACUUCAGUUCUGAAUGCUAGUUGCUCACUCUUAUUGUUUGCACGGUUUGUUUUUUUGUCUUUGCACCUUGAGUGUUCGACGGCCUUCUUUUGCUUCAAUAUUCUCUAUUUGGUUUCUUUGUUUUGUGGCUGCCUGUAAGGAGACGAAUGUCAUGGUUGUAUAAUAUAUACAUUCUUUGAUAAUAAAUGUUUUUAAACUUUGGACAAGUUGGCAUCCCGUACAAGCUGUUGAUCUAUCCCAGGCCACCAGAAGAAAGCUUUGAGCCAACGCUUUGAUUUUGACCAUGCCUUGAUAACUGGCAUAUAACUCCUUAAAAACUUUAGCUCUCAGCUUGGAUGGUACAACAACCCUCAAUCUCCACAUAAGGCAACCUCCGUAAAGGGCAAGUAUAUCUCAGCACUGGUAAAAAUGGGGGGAACUGGAGUUUCUGCAGCACAUUCCAGCCAUUUUGGGUGGCCAUGUAGACCUGAGAGAGGGAGGGGUCUUUUUUAGUUUCCCUUUGGAUCAUCUCUGCCAUAAUAGGGAGACUUUCCAAUUUGCAUUAGGGAGGAUAGGUAAAGAAGAGUGUCUUUUUUGUAAAUUUUUCCUGUAAUUCCUUUUCUAAGGGAAACAGGGCAAUCCAUCAGCAUUUCCAUGAUUAGUCAUCCUUUUGAAUUUGAUCUUUUAAUUGUGGCCUCCAAGAAACAGAGCCCAUCUCUGCAUUUGUGCUGCUGCUGUUAGUGGAAUAUCCUUCUGUGGAUUGAAAAUGGACACCAGCGGUUGGUGGUCAGUAAUGAGAGUAAACCCUCUCCCGUACAAGUACUGGUUGAAACACUCUACACCGCUAACCAAACUCAAGGCCCCUCUGUCACUCUGUGUGUAAUUUUUCUCUGCAGCAGUCAGAAAAUGUGACACCAUGUCUAUGGGGUAUUCACUUCCAUCACUCAUAACGUGUAACAUGUCUGCACCUAUACCAUAAGGUGAGGUAUCACAGGCAAGCUUCACUGGAUGAUGUGAAUCAUAAUGUGUCAGUACAUUGUCUGGUGUCACCAUUUAUUUUACCUUUUGGAAAGUCACCUCACACUGCUUUGUCCAUUGCCAUUUCUUCCUGAUAUGCAGUAAUGAAUUCAAGGGAUGGAACACAGUAGCCAAGUUUGGUAGGUACCUGUUAUAGUAGUUGACAAAUCCUAAAAAGGACCACAACUGCGACAUAUUCUUUGGCCUUUCAAUUGGAUUAUGAUUCCUGUCACUCUUUGGCUUCAGAUCCAUAUUGUACUGUACCGGCAAGUUUGACCUCUGUCCCACUGUAUUCUGACUCUAUAUCACUGUCCAGGACAAAGACCCUUUUCACCAAAUUCAGUCUCUCACAGGCAGAUAAACCAAGUAUUGACUGUACAUUUUUUGGCACCACCACAAAUGAAAGCGUGUGCACCAUAUUUUUGUGUGAUACUCUUGCCACACAUGUUCCUUUAACUGGAAUGUCUGCACCUGAAUACCUAGUCAAUUUUAUAUUUGUCUGAUGUAACUUUGGUCUUGGCUUUAAUGCGUUAAACUCAGAUUCUGCAAGAAUAUUUACUUGUGCUCCAGUAUCCAGUUUAAACAGAAUAUUGUUUUGAUUCACUUGCAUAGAAUAGUCCAGUCAUUCUUACUUUGUUUAUUUUCACAAAGCACAUCUGUAUAAAACGUGUUUUAUUUCCUUUCUACUUCUGCAACAGCGUGAAAAAUGAAUAAUCUUACCACAGUUGUUGCACAAUUUCUGAUACGCUGGACACAUUUUAGGUCGGUGCUGCUGCCCACAGCGAUCACAAAGUUUUUUUCUUUCAAACGACGUCUUGCUCUCUGUCAGUUUCGUAGUUGCUUCAUUAUUUUUUCUAACAUGUUCAUGGCUAUUCACAAUGUGUACACUGCAGUUCUCAAUAAAAAAGCUCUUUAGCCUGCGACUUUACGGUUUCUGAAGCUUUGCAGAGAAUCAAAGCUUUUUCCAAAUUUACAUCUGGUUCUCUUAAGAGUCUUUCUCUCAGAGCAUUAUCCAGAAUGCCGCAAACAAUUCUGUUUUUAACGAGGGAGUCCGUCAGUUCUGCAAACUCGCAUGUUUUACUGUGGUUUCUCAAUUCCGUAACAAAUUCAUCAGUAGUUUGACCAGCUUUCUGCUUGCAUGUAAAGAAUUUAUACCGUUCAUAUGUCACAUUGCGCUUCGGUAUGCAAAAUGAUUCAAAAUUGUCGAUUAUCGCUCUUAGAUGCAAAUUAUCAUCUUCAAAGGUGAAAUGGUUAUAUACCUCAAUUGCGUCAUCCCCAAUCACGUGGAGUAGAAUUACAGCUUUUAUUUUCUCCGUUUUAUUAUCUGCUCUGAUCACUGAUAAAUAAAUUUCAAAACGCUGUUUAAAUCUUUUCCAUUUUCAGCUAUGUUUCCAGUCAGCUGAAGCAUAGAUGGGGGUUGCAAAACUUCCAUUCUUACAGCUGUCAGCAAACAACAAAAAAGUUUGCGCUUUUUUUUUCCUUAUUAUCUUCGCUUCUCCCAUGUUAGUGAACUGAAUUAUUCUUCCAGACUGACUUCUGACAGCAUGUUGUGUUCUUUAUAUGUACUGUAGGUUACUCAUAAAGGCACAUAUUCUGGAAGAACAUAUCUGGAACUUUUAUUUAACAGCAACCACGUCUAACAUGCAAGCUUCUUGAUCAUUCUGUCGGUUUUGUGCAUGCUCCGAACUCUGUCACAUGACAUGUGAUAUCACCACACCUCUGUUUGAAUUUUCUCAGCACACAUGUGUAAUCCUUGUGUAUCAAUAGUGUGACCACAAUAAGUGAUGAUCGGUUUAAAGAAUUCGCAUUGUUCUCUGUGCGCCUAAUCUUCUAAUCUUUUUAACAUUGCCUUGAGGUUUUGGAGAUGUUCCUUGUCAUCCUUACAGGUAACAAUGAUGUCAUCCAGGUUCAGAAGAUGAUACUAAGCUAAAAAUAACCCUAUAACAGCGAUAGAGCCCUUUGUGAGUGGUUAUGCUGAGACACACUUUGAACUCUUCUUCCAUCUCCAUCUGAAAGUAGGUUUCAGCUAAGUCCACUUUGUUGGCGUAUUUUCCUCCAGAAAGGUUUGCAAAAAUAUUCUUUGCUCUGGGCCGAGGGUAUUGAUCUACCUUCAGUCCUGGGUUGAUGGUGACCUUAAAAUCACCACAGAUCCUGAUAGACCCAUUCUUUUUGGCUACUGGGACCACUCACAUUGCCCAUGGGCUCCUCACAACCUUGGAAAUUUUUCCUUUGGCCUUUAUACAAUCUAGCUUAUGGCUACUAUGUCAUGGAUGGUAUAAGGAACUGCACAAGCUUUGUAAAACUUGGGUGCGACAUUUUCAUUUAACGCUAUUUCACCCUUGAUAUGUUUGAGUUUCCCAACACCAUCUUGAAUACUGCUGUGGUAUCUUAACUUAUUGACUUUAUUGUAGAGGAUGUGGCAUGCAAAUGGUGAAUGGAUCACCAAUCAAUUUAUAGUUGUCUCAGCCAAUCACACCCCCACAAUGCUGGUCCCCUGUUUGUACUACAUACAAGUUCAAUUUGGCUUGAAGGUUUCUGUAUUUCACUGUUGCAAAUGUCAUUUCCACAGAAAUUAUCUUUUCUCCAGUAUAAGUUCUUAGUUGGACAUCUGCAGCCUUCAGUUUAGUAUCUUUGAAAUGUCAUUCAAACUCAUCUCGUGGAAUGACUGAAACAGUUGAACCAGUAUCUAGUUCCAUUUUAAUAAAUUUGCCCUUCAAUUCUGGUGUAAACCAUAUUGUUUUUCUGCCUUUCUUUUAAAUAAAAGCUCAAUCGUGUCUUCCCUUCUGAAGAACUCUCGCUGUCCUGGUUUUUGUAACUUGACUAGCUCUUGCUGUUUUUUUUAUAGUUUGAAUGUCUCACUGUGCUCAAUACAGGUUGGCAAUGGUCUUGGGUUCGUCAUCAAUGUUAUGUUUGUAACUUCAAAAUAUUAAACCAAUUCAAAGGAAGACACAAGAUUCCGGGAAUGCAGUUCAAACUUUGUAUUUAC
This is a messenger RNA of Mobula hypostoma (lesser devil ray), 5770 nucleotides long. RefSeq lists its product as uncharacterized. The transcript has 2 exons. NCBI's taxonomy places the organism in Eukaryota, Metazoa, Chordata, Chondrichthyes, Myliobatiformes, Myliobatidae. The record is from RefSeq and is a predicted model, not a curated record. The coding region runs from base 326 to 898 and encodes 190 amino acids.